This is a messenger RNA of Saccostrea echinata, 876 nucleotides long. RefSeq lists its product as uncharacterized. The coding region runs from base 1 to 876 and encodes 291 amino acids. The record is from RefSeq and is a predicted model, not a curated record. Lineage: Eukaryota; Metazoa; Mollusca; Bivalvia; Ostreida; Ostreidae. The transcript has 3 exons.
AUGAACAAAAGCAAGGGAACCAGAGAUAGAGGGAUUAUGGUGGAAAAGUUUAAUGAAGCAUUUUAUGAAUCCACCAUUUUUCUCCGGAUCAGCUUUUUUUCUGCAAGUAUCACCCUUCUGAUAUUUGUUGCGGGAAUAUUUGCCCCGUCUUGGAAAUACUUAGAGUUUACUCUUCACUUUAACAACUUAGAUACCAGCGAUCCCUCCAUUUUAGAUACCGAAGUUCCUUCCAGUUUUGAAGAUUCCAGUAUACAUCAUAAAGAUGUGGCCUCUGAUUCCAAUAUGUCAGUGUUGUACGAAAACUGGAAGAAGGAAUAUAACUUUUCAUAUUUUGAAGAUACUGACUUUGCAGAGCAUUCUAUGAACACAAUGAACUUAUCUAAUAGUUCCAGUGAAUUAUUUUUCUCUACUUAUGAUACUUUAGAGCUUUUCACGGCCCACAUCGUCAUUGGACUUUGGGAAACAAGGGUUUGCACCAAAUUUCUUGCUGAAGAAAAUUGCAUACCACCAUUUAAAACACAAGGACACAACUGGAUCCGUCGGUCUCGGGGGUUUUGUGUCUUGGCCCUGGGGAUGGCGCUUCUGACGGUGGUCCUCAUUCUUAUGUGCCUUUUCCUCUCCAUUGCUGCUGACAUGCUGCUAACCCAUGUAAUGACUCUCCUUAUUAGCAUUCUCUCAGUGAGCAGUAUCGCAGUGGGUAUCCUCAUUUUUACUACCAACCACACAAAGCUGGAUGAACACACGAUGUUCAAUAACAUGGGGAUGUUUCAAAUGUUAGUUUCUCAAGUGUCAUGGGCUUGUUGGCUUAGUGCCAGCGCUAUCCCCUUGGCAGCCAUGACAGUUAUCUUCUUGGGACUUAAUUUAGUUUUUUUCUGA